Xenia sp. Carnegie-2017 is the source of this 578-nucleotide messenger RNA. RefSeq names its product single-stranded DNA-binding protein, mitochondrial-like. The transcript is spliced from 6 exons. Gene Ontology annotation, biological process: positive regulation of helicase activity; mitochondrial DNA replication. Bases 36 to 503 code for a protein of 155 amino acids. NCBI's taxonomy places the organism in Eukaryota, Metazoa, Cnidaria, Anthozoa, Malacalcyonacea, Xeniidae. Gene Ontology annotation, cellular component: mitochondrial nucleoid. Gene Ontology annotation, molecular function: single-stranded DNA binding. The record is from RefSeq and is a predicted model, not a curated record.
GCAAUUGAAAAUGCAACGGCCACAUGUGAUUAAAUAUGGCGGCAUUUCGUGUUGGAUUAAUAAAGCAAAUUUCACGUGGCAUGUUUCGCUGCGAGGAAAGAAUGCGGCCGUCGGAAAGAUGCAUUAAUUCCGUGCAACUAUUGGGUCGAGUCGGUCAGUUUCCCAAGAAAGGAAAGGGUGAUGUAUGGAGGUUUCCUCUUGCUACUAGUCACAAAUUUCAAGGAAAAGAUGAAUUUGGCGAGAACAAGUUGAUGCAAAAGACACAGUGGCACAAUAUUGCUGUAUUUAGGCCAUAUCUUCAACAGAAAGUUCAAGAGAUGAUCUCGAAAGGCUCUCGUGUCCUUGUACAUGGCCGACUAGAAUAUGUAUCUUAUGAUGAUGAAGAUGGAUCAAGAAAAUCAUUUUCCUCUAUUGUUAUGGAUGAUGUAAUCCUACUUUCUUCACCAGAAGAACGUAAUUCGCUAGAAAAUGAGGAGGAAAUGGAAUUUGAAGAAAUGUCAUAAUCUUGCUUUCUUGUAAUUAGACUUUUUUCGAACUAUAUUAGAAAUAUUUGAUAUCAUAAAAAUAUGCUCUAUAAA